Auanema sp. JU1783 is the source of this 1005-nucleotide messenger RNA. The record is from the annotation of a GenBank genome assembly. NCBI's taxonomy places the organism in Eukaryota, Metazoa, Nematoda, Chromadorea, Rhabditida, Rhabditidae.
AUGCCCGUUGCAGGAGAGAUGAGGAGGCAGCUGAGAUUUGGUAGAUUUCAUGUCUUCAAAUUAUUCGUCUUCUUCUUAACCGUAUUUGCUGUAAUAACAGUUCUUAGGACAUCAGUUGACAGUUCAGUUUUCAAAAAAUUGUCUUUUUUGAAAGCAAAUAAACAACCGUUGAUUGUUGUUAUAACGCCGACAUAUAAGAGAGCUACCCGACUAGCAGACUUGACAAGGAUGGCAAACACGCUGAUGUUGAUUAAAGAUUUACAUUGGAUUGUAAUUGAAGAUUCGGAUACAAAGCUUGAAUGCAUUGAGAGAUUAUUGAAUCGUACGGGAUUGCCAUAUUCGUAUUUAGCAGCUAAGACUAUCAGUGGAUAUCCAAAGCGAGGAUGGUAUCAACGAACAGUCGCUUUGAAUUAUUUGAGAAAAAAUAGAAAACAAAUUCUUGAUGGACAUAAAGAAGGCGUCUUGUACUUUGGAGAUGACGACAAUUCUUAUGAUAUACGUCUUUACAAUGAUUAUCUAAGAAACGUUAAGAAACUAGGCUUAUGGGCUGUUGGUAUGGUGGGUGGUACACCUGUUGAAUCUCCAGAUGUUGUAAAUGGAACUGUUGUCGGGUUCAGAGUGAAAUGGAAUCCUUCUCGUAUGUUCGCUGUUGACAUGGCUGGAUUUGGUAUAAAUCUACAAAUGGUUUUCAACUCAACAGCUGUGUUCGGUACAUCUUGUGGUCGUGGAGGAGGAGCCCCAGAAACUUGUUUGAUAGAAGAUAUGGGACUAACUAGAAAAGAUAUUGAACCUUUUGGUUAUGAGAAAGAUUUUGAUCGGGAUAUUGUGGUUUGGCAUACGAAGAGCAAUCAGCCAAGUUAUGAUAUGACCAAGGCUGACCUCAAUGGGUUCAUCUACGAGUAUAAGAAAAAAGAGAACACUACAGAGGCAGAAAGUCCAAAGAAAGCUGAAGAGAAGGCGCAGGUGAAGAUAGAAGAGACCGUGACAAAAAAGCAGCAGGAGUAA